This is a messenger RNA of Caenorhabditis elegans, 762 nucleotides long. It is a transcript of the gene K07E1.1, whose product is annotated as putative inactive acireductone dioxygenase 2. The transcript is spliced from 2 exons. Gene Ontology annotation, molecular function: acireductone dioxygenase [iron(II)-requiring] activity; acireductone dioxygenase (Ni2+-requiring) activity; oxidoreductase activity. Gene Ontology annotation, cellular component: nucleus; cytoplasm. Bases 19 to 495 code for a protein of 158 amino acids. Lineage: Eukaryota; Metazoa; Nematoda; Chromadorea; Rhabditida; Rhabditidae. The record is from RefSeq and is marked reviewed. Gene Ontology annotation, biological process: L-methionine cycle.
UUUGAUUUCCAGUUAAAAAUGGUGCAAAUCUGGCAAAUGGAGCCAUACCCAUGUGGUGACCCAAGACUCCCACAUCAUCUUUUCCCACCAAAGAAGAUCACUCCAGAUGAGUUGAGCAAGAGAACCGGAACACUUUACUGGAAGUUGGACACACUUGAUCAAGUUGCUCUUGCCAAGCGAUUGACAACCUUGAAGCUGGAGCAUAGUUUCAAAAAAGAGGAUAUUUUCACUUUGGACGCCGAGACAACUGCUAACUUCGAUGAUAAGAUCGAGGAGUUAUUCGAGGAAUCAUCGGUUCCAUUUGAGCAGGCAAGAAUGAUCAUUGAGGGUACAGCUUAUUAUGAUGUGGAGGAUAAGAAUGGUCAAUGGGUCCGUAUUUUCUGCGAGUACGGGGAUUUGAUUUUGAUUCCAGCCAACACUUGCUUCAGAUUCACAACCACACCACAUAACUUUGUCAAAAUGCGUCGAUUCUACAAAGAUGAAGAUUCCGAGUAACGAUUCGCCCAACACAAAAACACCAUAAAAUCCCUAACUGACCUUUUUUCCUAAAUUUCCAAACUCUGAAAUCAAAUCAGUUUGUACAAAAAAAUUGUCUUGUAAACUUUUCAAACCAGGCCCGGUAAAAAAAAAACUAAAAACUUCUGAAAAUUCCCUUCCCAUCUGUCUUGUAAAUAGAGCUCUCUUCAUCUCUAUCUCGAUAUUUUCUUUCCUUUUUUAUUAUUUUUUUUUGCAACUAAAACUCAAUAAAAAACCAAUUUUCUU